Molecule: messenger RNA, 1272 nt
Organism: Synchiropus splendidus (mandarinfish)
Lineage: Eukaryota; Metazoa; Chordata; Actinopteri; Syngnathiformes; Callionymidae
Gene: tvp23b
Product: trans-golgi network vesicle protein 23 homolog B (S. cerevisiae)
Exons: 7
Coding region: 45-644 (199 amino acids)
Biological process (GO): protein secretion; vesicle-mediated transport
Cellular component (GO): Golgi membrane
Source: RefSeq, a predicted model, not a curated record
UUCCAACUGGACAUGUAACAGGAAGUAGCUGCUCGACUGUCAACAUGUUAACAGACACCAAUGAUGAAGAAGUGGCGCUUUUUGAUGCGGAGGAAGAUGCUGGGACAAAGUCCAAGUCUAAGAUCAAACAUCCAGUGGCAUCCUUCUUCCACCUGUUUUUUCGAGUGGUAGCUCUCAUUGUCUACCUACUCUGCGGCUUCUACAGCACCAGCUCAAUGGCCUGCAUGGUCACGAUCAUCCUCCUGCUGUCCUGUGACUUCUGGACUGUUAAGAACAUCACAGGUCGCCUGAUGGUGGGGUUGCGUUGGUGGAACCAGGUGGAUGACGAUGGACGAAGCCACUGGGUCUUUGAGUCACGGAAGGGAACAGGGCAGAUUCAGACGUCGGACUCAGAGUCUCGAAUCUUCUGGUUGGGGCUGAUCGUGUUUCCAGUCCUCUGGGUCAUUUUUUCCUUUACUGCUCUCAUCUAUUUGAAUAUUAAAUGGCUGCCGGUGGUCAUCAUGGGUGUGGUACUUCAGGGGGCAAAUCUGUAUGGCUACAUUCGCUGUAAAGUCGGUGGGAAAACCAGUUUGAAGAACAUGGCCACUGACUACUUGGGGCGGCAGUUUCUUAAGCAGACGCUGUCCAAAGAAGAGGGAUCGUAGAGGACAGCACAGCAAUAUAACAUUUAAAAGCUCGCACUCCUGGAGAAGGGCUUUUUUCAUACAGACUUUUCAUUCUGGAUUUAAGGGUUCUCUUUUGUGAUGGGAACAUUGACUCUUGUGCAGGAGUCGGCAGUUUGAGGGUCCAUGUAGCUAAACCUGAACAUCUGACUUUAAAUGGCUUUCCAUUGUGGACGGGAUUGUCGGCCAGCAUGGGGCGACAAAGUCAACUGGCCGUUUAUUGGUUGUAUACUUUCUUCUUUGUCAAACUGAAAUCCAUGUGUGGAAGAGAAUAAAGAUAUACAGUUACAAUUGAAGUAUUGUAAAGAAAAUGUACUGGGGUUCAGUCCCAGUUCCCCAUGUUUUCUCUGACACUGAACCCCAAACUUAUCCAGGUUCCUUCACUUGGAGGGGAUAAAUGUGCAUUAUAAUUACUAUAGGUGAAAUAGUUUCUUCGUUUUUUCAAUUGCUAGUCAUCAUUAAUAUUAUUUGGCAUUCAUGUCAAAGACUAAUAAUAUUUUUUCUGACCUUGAGGAAGAUGUUUGAAGUUUGAUGAACUUGUAAAGUGGUGUAAAGAAUGUAAACCAAGGCUUGUAAAUACAAUUGUGAAGAAACUAUAACUUGUUGUUCA